This is a messenger RNA of Drosophila takahashii, 188 nucleotides long. RefSeq lists its product as uncharacterized. The record is from RefSeq and is a predicted model, not a curated record. NCBI's taxonomy places the organism in Eukaryota, Metazoa, Arthropoda, Insecta, Diptera, Drosophilidae.
AUGUCAGUGCUAAGCCAACUGCUCUCCAACUUCAACCAGAAAGCCCAGACCAGGAGCCACCACAACAUAGAGCUGAUAAAUUCGUUCAUAACAUAACGAUAAGCCCGCCGUUGAUAGCCUUUGAUAUUGUAUCGUCCAACGUUAGGGAGAAAUUUGCAAACAUUUUUUACCGGAAGAGAAAAAAGAAA